Molecule: messenger RNA, 729 nt
Organism: Hypoxylon fragiforme
Lineage: Eukaryota; Fungi; Ascomycota; Sordariomycetes; Xylariales; Hypoxylaceae
Exons: 1
Coding region: 89-475 (128 amino acids)
Source: RefSeq, a predicted model, not a curated record
CUAUGUACUACCUACUAGUAGGUGUCUUACAUAAUAGAGCACGGACCAUACCACAGAAUUCAAAUCAAAGAGUCAAAAUGUAUCAAAUAUGACCCGGGUUUCUCUGUUAUUGUCACCGCUUAUUUUUCUUCCCCUCUGUUCAAGACACAAGUCAAGAAAAUAUUUCCAACAUCUCACAAGUGUUGUGGGUAUGAAAAGUGCAUCGGCAUGUAUUGAUGUCAGAUAUUUAUCUCAUGCAACGUACUAUACUAUGCGUAACGAGGAAAAACAAACCCAAAUGCACUCAACAAAGAAAAGCAGACUGCUCUCUCUCCGAACGUUCUCGCGUCCGAAAAAGAAAACACUACCCUUCAUUGGUUGCCCAAUCUAUAAUGACAAGAACGAUGCGCCGAGCUGUCCUCCUCUAACAACACUACCUAGUACUGUCUUCGUCGAUAGAGUCAAGCUCAACACCCUCUACCAGAGUUCCAGGUAGGAUAUGCUUGUUACAAUAAUGCGCCGCUGUCGAAAAGAAACGAAAAGGUAUGCCUGCGAAGACAAUGAGGCGAAGUGAGAAUAAAAGUCUAGUGUCGAUACAAGGGAAAGAAGGCAAUCAUCUCGUCGUUUCAGGAAUUAAUAUGGUUUCUCCCUUGCGGCAAUAUGCCAUGUCGCCCCGGCCGUCCCAACUCCGGCGAAGAGAAGAAAACACUGAGAAUACCGCGAUGAGCAAACUAACAAGCCUAGCAAAGG